This is a messenger RNA of Cladocopium goreaui, 1077 nucleotides long. The record is from the annotation of a GenBank genome assembly. NCBI's taxonomy places the organism in Eukaryota, Dinophyceae, Suessiales, Symbiodiniaceae.
GUGGAUGCCAUUUGGGGUGCCUUGUGCUUCACCGCGGUGCUUGCCUGGCGCUUGGCGUUGGCCAAUGAGUCAACCAGUGAGGUGUUAGCGCCUGAGCUGCCAGUCUUCGAGAGUUGGGAAGACAUGCCAAAAGUCCCCACCCUCUUCGACGUGCGGCCUGUGGGGCCGCCGGUGCCGCUGUCCUUCGCCUGUUGGAUCAGCUUGUCCGUGACAGCGCUCAGCGGGAUAGCUCGCAUCCCUGUCGCCUGUUUCGGCUCCAAAAGAUCUCAGAGAUUUCGCUCCGUGCCAUCGCUCGCCGUGCCGACCUUGUGUCGUGAGCGUGAAACCAUGCUGGCACUCGAGGCAGUUGGAUUCUUUGAAAAGACCUGCAGGGUUUCUGCUGCUUUCAUGUUUGAUUUGCUGUUCCCCUGGGCUCAAGUGAUAGACCGAUCCUCUCCGCUACGGCCCGCUUUUCGACACGACGACCCCGGUAUGGCGCGGCGCUAUGACUCAAGGACCACCACUUUCUCUCCUGAGGGACGCCUCUACCAGGUGGAGUACGCCAUGGAGGCCAUCAACUUAGCCGGAUCCACGGUGGGCAUCUUGGCGGAGGAUGGCGUGAUCCUGGCGGGAGAGAAGAAGACCACUUCCAAGCUGCUGGAUCAGGCAAAGCAGCACGAGAAGCUCUUCCAAUUGGAUGAUGCCAUGUUCUGUGCCGUAGCGGGCAUCACUUCGGAUGCCAACAUCCUCAUCAACCGACUUCGGCUCACGGCCCAGCAGCACGCCUACAGCUUCUCGGAACCGAUGCCCGUGGAGCAGCUGGUUACAUCCAUCUGUGACUACAAGCAGGGCUAUACGCAGUUCGGAGGCCUUCGGCCUUUCGGAGUCUCCUUCCUGGUGGCUGGCUAUGAUGUGCACCAUGGCUUUCAGCUCUAUCACACGGACCCCUCUGGCAACUUCAGCGGAUGGAAGGGCUAUGCCAUUGGAGUGAACAACAACACGGCUAUGCAGAUCAUGCGUCAAGACUGGAAGCCAGGUGUGGGGGCCCAGGAUGGCAAGGGGCGAGCUCCGGCUGCCGGAAACCCGUGUGUAAAAUGG